Molecule: messenger RNA, 4421 nt
Organism: Hermetia illucens (black soldier fly)
Lineage: Eukaryota; Metazoa; Arthropoda; Insecta; Diptera; Stratiomyidae
Exons: 6
Coding region: 380-4240 (1286 amino acids)
Source: RefSeq, a predicted model, not a curated record
ACUAGUUCAGAUGCGAGAAAAAGGCAAACGGUAAUGAAUCAAGUUAGCAGUUUAGCGGUCAAUAGCCAGGUGCAUCAGAGAUUCACCUGUCCUGCCUAAACGGGGUUCGUGCGACAUUCGGUUAGAUGCAGCGCGGUGGGCUUUUGCGGGCCCCUAGCGUGCGAAUUUGAUUGAUUUGGUGAUGGUUUCAAAUGCAACGCGCAAUUUUGGAGCCACAGUGGGGCGCGACCCAAAAGGGUACGCAGUGAAUUAAAACGAAACGGAUUGCGCAUCGCGGGAAAAGUCUAUAUAAAAGUUGGAGUCGCUCGAAUCAUCGAGUUAUUCGUUGAAAGUGACUGUUUCGAGGCAAUUUUAAAUUUUAGUGAAUUACUUAGCCAAGAUGCAAGUCAUCUUGACGCUACUCUUUGUGAUACCAUGGAUUGCCUGCGAAAAAAACAUUUCUGCAGGUUCGAUUCAUGGAAAUCCCGCGCAUGUAACCUAUGUGGAAGGAACAGCACCUCCGGAGUUGGUAGCAGGACCUGCGUCGCGCAGAUCCAAAACCUCUCCUUCCUCAACGGUAAGCCCAAUCGCAAAUGGGGCAGAAUACCAAACAACGCCGAAGAUAUUAAAUUACUUACUUCAGAUAUUCAGCGCAUCAAUUUCCACGGAUGAUGAGAGGACAAAUGGCUACCAAUUGAGUAGAGGCGCAGUGAAGUAUUCCCCAACGGAGGCAUCUAGUACAAGUUCGUCCACGGAGACGGCAACAACAUUCCAUCCAAUAACAGUAACGGCUACACUCCCGAAAAUUCACCCGGUCCACAUUGAAGUGUACGAAACCACUCCAAAUUCGAGAUUGCUUUACAGUUCCUCUACUCCGGUUGCAUCUCCUGCCAAUCAUCAACACCAACAAAGUCCAAAUUCUAGCAAUGGCAUCCCCCAGACAAGCGUGUCGAAUAGUUAUUCGAAAAUCACUCGCCAGCCUGAAACACAAAGGAGUCCAGCUUACUCAAUAUCCUUUGGCGUUCCUGUUCGGGCUAAGCCUAUUUCAGUUUUAAACAGACAAGCCUCAACCACCGCUCAACCGAAAACAGCGACAUCAGCUGAUGCGAGGAGUGCAGCAAUUAUUGACGAAGGCUCUGUAGUGGAAUCACAGGCAGUUGAACUUGUUUCUUCAACCGUAGUACCUCAUGUGGAAUACGCUCCUGUAGUAGUUGACGUGCCAGUUUCCCCAAUUGAGAGUCAUCAUAGUAUAGUUCAGAAGACCAUACACGAAGCACAUCCUGCAGUCAAAACACGAAAAAUUGAAGUACGCCGUCCUGCAAUACGUAAACAAUUCUAUGAUGUUGAAGAGCGUAUAAUCAUUAGGCCAGCUGGAAGUGUAUUACUUGAACUUGAUCAUCCUGUGGCAAGCUCUCAGACUGGCGGGAGUAUAACACCAUAUUCUGCCGUUUUUAAUGGAACUCAUAGCGAAACUGACUUUAGCAAAAAUAGUGAGUUAAUAGGCUAUCAGAAUUACCACACUCAAGAGACAAAUCCAUCUGUGAAACUUAGCCAGAAUCAUCCAAAUAUUGAUACUGGUUUUACAGGUCAGAAUCAUCAAAAAAUGCCUGGGCAUUUAGAACCUAAUCAGGGUCAUAAUAACCAGCCACCGUCAACAUAUCCAAGUACUACAGAGCAUUCACAAAAUCACCCAGGUCACGAUUCUCCACACAAUUAUCAUAACCAAGGCCAUCCGAAUCCAUCUAAUGCAGUACACUUUAGGGCGGAAAAUCGACGUCAUCAAAACUAUCAAAUACCACAACCAUAUGAAGGUUACCAACGACCAUCUGGAAUUCACGAAUCUAAUCAACCUUAUCAGCGUCGAACUAUCCAAACCAGUCCGGGAGUUUCUAAGCCGAUUCCUAUUCCCGAUGACCAGGCACCAUAUGAAAGGCGCUUUAUUCAAACCAGUCCAGGAGUUUCUAAGCCUAUUCCAGUUGAAAACUUUGAAGCUCAUUAUGAUUCCCGGAAACCUUAUAGACCACCAUAUAAUCAUCAGCAUGUAAAUUAUCAACGCUACCAGAAGACGGGUGACAGCAGCAUAAGACACCAUGAGCCCAACCAAACCCAUUCAAGUAUUAGCGGGCAUCAAAGUGCACGAUAUCAAGAGGACAUUAUUUAUUUGCAAGCUCCAACUCAACUCGGGCCAGGUUAUGAAGGUAGUCAUGUAAUAUAUACACCUACGCCAACUUACCAGAGCCCAACCUACCGUACUAGCACCGAGCCAUAUCAGCCUACCACACUACCCUCUAAACCAAGUUCUCACGAUUAUAAUAACGAGGGAGAUAUUUACUCACAUAUACCAAGUAGUCCAGGAUCAAGUAGCACGAGCACAUUUCACACCACCCCAAACUAUCAAAACCAAGAUCAUCUUAGGGUAAGGGGAAACACUCACCAUCGAAUGAUAGAUGGUGCAGGUAAACCGACAAAUCAGCCUGCUCUAGAAACGACUACACAGGAGUAUUGGCCAUCAUUUGGAACUGGUGUGCCUUAUGGUGAUUAUGGGGAGUAUCAUCCCGAAAGUAAUUAUCAUGAUGGUAAAAAUUCUUAUUCGAAUUCCCCCAAAGAAGCCAACAUCAAUACCAUACCAUACCCUGAACAAAACUACCAUGGAGGAAGUGGUUACAAUCCUACAUAUCAACCGCCGGUAGGAACCCAGCCACCAGUGUAUUAUAAAUACCACCCGCAAGAACCUACGUAUUUUCCAAAAGUGGAUUAUUUGAAAGAAGAUCCUGGGCUUCCACAAGAUCAUUCGCAACAUAGCGCAGCUACUUCUAAGCCAACGCCUUCCUUCCGACCAACAACCCAACGAUCGAAUAGCCCCAAGGAUGACGAAGACACAGUUGUUGUUGAAGCGAAACAUAUUAACGAUGAAGAUGCAGCCAGCGUGAGAACUGUCCACCAGCAACCCAGUCAAUCAAGGCACUUUAGUAAUAGUGACCAUAAAGGUCCCACGGAAGAUCAGCGGCAAUAUCUUUUCCAAGCAGAAGAGCGAAGUAAACAAGAGGCACCAACACCGAUGUAUUCUCGACAGCAGCAUAGCGGAAACCAACGGUAUGAGAAUAGAGUAAGGCAAAAUAUUCAAUCCAGUACGCCAAAAGUGCAGUACCAGGAAUAUUUCCAAGCACGACAAUACCCAGCUCACACCAAUAAUGUGAUGUCUUCUACGCAAGCUUCAACUAGUUUUGAAGUCGAGAGAAAUCCUUCAAAUCAUGCUCAAAAUUAUCAAGAACAAUACCAGCGAAGACACAAUCAUUUAAAUGAAAAUCACCAAAACGGAUUGGUAUCCACAACUACGAGCAUUCCCCUCCAAAGUCAAAACUAUCAUGAGGAGCAGCUGUUCAGAGAAAAUCAUUCAUUUGCGCGGUCUAGCUUAGAUUCCCAUCAAAAUGCUCAUGUCGUGAGUGAUAGUCCAUUGAAAACUCCGCAACCACCAGUUGAAUUUAAGACGAAUCCCAGAACUGUUGCAUCGGAUCAAAUCGGCCUAGGCGCAAGAAUCCCAGCGGAACAUUCUGCGAACCUACCGUUCCCGCAAAACUUUACUAGAACAUCUCAAAUUUUCGGAAAUUCAAAGCCGUCCUCCUCAUCUAAGAAACAGCUUCCAGCCCCUGCCCGUCCUACGUCUCACGAUAUUUCCUUCCGGAACAAUUCACCAACCCCGCGAUUGGUAGCAAUUGGACAACCAGAUUUUCGUUAUCCACCUUAUGUUGAAGCACGAUCACGAGGCACUCCACCAGGAACCCACAGCAAUUACGAAGUGACCGAACCGCAGGAAUCUGAUUUUGAAAGUCGUAAUAGUGCUCCAUCCGGAAGGAACGCGCCCACUAUCACUGGCAACGAAGCAGCAUUUCCUGCAGUCACUCCAAGCCCACAGCUCACGCCCGAACAGUCAAAUGCUAAUCAAAAACAUUUCAUCGAUUUACUUUUUGCACAUGGAAAAGUAUCUGAAAUAGGAUUCGGCCCCACUGACUCGCCCCUCGCCGUGGAAUUACCUGGAAAUGGUUAUAUUCGAGGAAGAGUCAUAGCCGCUACUCCUGCGCCACCCAACGCACCAACAAGCGAAACGAUUCAUACAAGACGAAUCAUCGUGUCCCACCCUUUUGAGACAAUUCAAGAGGUUGAGAUCAAGGAGCCGAUAUCCAAGAUUGAGGAAGUCCACUUCAAUGAGCCUACAGUUUUGCAUAGAGUGCCAGUUGGUGCUCAUAGUGGACAUCAUUCUUGAGAUGAAUCAUCCCAGUGGCUUUGACUACAGCAUACUCCUUAGCAGCUGUUAAGAAAAGGACUCGUCCAGAAGUCUGAUUAGCAAUUACCCUUGCCUUUAUUGCAUUGUCAGUUUCCUAAGGAACUGACGAUUUAGGUAGACCUUUAAAUUUGUUUAUAAAAUAAAUGAAAAUGUAUUAAUU